AGGCCGGCGGAGGGACCACAGUGAGUGUCCGCUCAGCAGAAGCAGCCAUGACCACGACAAUGAUGAGGGUUGCCGCCGUGCUGGCCGCCCUGGCGGCCGUCGCCGCCGCCGCGCCCCAGGUCAGCCGGAACGCGAUCCAGUCCGGGGACGACCUCGUCGACUCGCUGUACAGUGACUGUCUGCAGAAGAACUCGGUGUCGUGUGUUAAAUACAAGUUGUUCUCGUUCGUGGACAAGGUGCUGGGCGGCAAGGACAGCUUCAGCCUCGCCGAGGGUGUGACCGUCGUGCAGGCUCCCGUGCCCGCCGGCGGCGAUGGCGCACCCCGCGCGCUUACCCCCGAGGACGCCGAGAGCCAGGACGUCGAGAGCAUGCUGUCGUCGCGCAUCAAGCGCUUCCUCGACACACACACCGUCAAGAUCGACCUCAAGGGCAGCGACGUCCUCAACGCCGUCAACUCUGCGGGCCGCGCGCUAGGCGACAUGGCCGACUCCCUGGGGCUCACCGAGCCAGAAGAGACCGGCCUGGUCGGCGAGGAGAGCAGGGGAAAGAAGAAGAAGGCCGCCAAGAUCCUGCUGCCCCUCCUGCUGAUGAUGAAGCUGAAGGCCGCCGCCCUCAUCCCCCUGGCCCUCGGAGCCAUCGCCCUCAUCGCCGGCAAGGCCCUGCUCAUCGGUAAGAUCGCCCUGCUGCUCGCCUCCAUCAUCGGCCUGAAGAAGCUGCUGUCCCAGCAGCAGAAGACCGUCACCUACGAGAUUGUGUCGCACGGCCACGGUCACGGCGGUGGCGGCGGCGGCGGCGGCCACGACUCCUGGUCCUCCGGCUCCGGCGCGUCCUUCGGCGGCGGCAGCAGCGGCGGCGACUACGGCGGCAGCAGCGGCGGCGGCGGCCACGGCAGCAGCGGCGGCUGGGGCAGGUCCAUCGUCGAGGACCCCCACCAGAUGGCCUACAAGGCGCAGGCGCCUCAGCAGUAAAGAGGAGCAGAGUCAUCCACCAUCGUGGGCCCCGCCCUGCAGACCCCGGGCGGGCAGCUGCCGUCGGGGGUCGCCGCUGCGCAGCGCGGCUACCGCCGGGUAGCUGGGCUGGAGCGCGGCGUACCAACAGACGGCGGUUCGAAUACGAUCAACGCCGCUGGACGAAAAAAAAAGUCCUCUUCCGGUCCCUUCGGAUAGAGGCGACGGCGUUUCAAUCGAGAGUGAACAUCACCAAGUCCUCAUCCCCAUCCCCAGAUCAUCCACCCUCGAGUUGAAAAGAGAUCUAGAUUUUUUUACCCGUCCCCCAUCCCCAUCCCCUUAAUUUAUUUUUAAAUUAUUUGUGAGUGUAUAUAAGCUGAUAUUUAUUACUAAAUAUCCUCCUCGUGCCUGUCUUCUGACAAAACCUGAAAAUUGUGUAACUUUUUGCCAUUUCCCUGUGAAAAGACUAAUUAUUGCGACUUCUGAGUGGAGAGCGGACGAACUGUACAUAAAAUAGACGCUAGCAACCUGCAUUAUAGACGGACUGGAGUACAUAAUAAGCACUGGACAUAGUACAACUGAGUGAUGACAGAGCUGGAGGGACUGAAAAAAUAUCUCUAAGCUAAACUUUGUACUUACAUUGACUACUUGCCAAAGACUAAUUGACCAUCAUUGUACAUUCUACUGUGAAAAGUACAUAAUUGAAAACCGAA
This is a messenger RNA of Frankliniella occidentalis (western flower thrips), 1660 nucleotides long. Its product is annotated as keratin, type II cytoskeletal 1. Lineage: Eukaryota; Metazoa; Arthropoda; Insecta; Thysanoptera; Thripidae. The record is from RefSeq and is a predicted model, not a curated record. The coding region runs from base 48 to 968 and encodes 306 amino acids. The transcript is spliced from 3 exons.